GCUCUUUUCGUAUUAUAACGCAUUAAAAAAAGAAGAAUAUAAUACUAAUUCAAAUAGAUUAUCAAAGGUAUACAUGGAAAAUGUUGAAUAAUAGAAGUUGUUUAUUAUCCUUCAAAUAUCAUUUUCAUAUUUGAAAUUCGAAAACCACGGGAAAUAUGUCUUCCGAAAAAUUAAUUUCUCUAGAGUUUGAAAUAUUCGGCAAAGUUCAAGGAGUAUAUUUCCGGAAGUAUACUGAAAGAGCUGCCAAUCGUAUAGACGUGAAGGGCUGGUGUAUGAACACAGACCAAAAUACUGUGAAGGGAAUGAUCCAAGGAAACAGUUCCAAUAUAGAAUCAAUGAAAAACUGGUUGGAGAAAACUGGAAGCCCAAGAUCAAAAAUCGAAAAAGCGGUUUUUUCCAACGAAAAGGAAAUAGAACAUCUUACAUAUGAUUCAUUCAAAAUUGUGAGAUAAAUUGAAACUUUUGGUGACAACUAUUAGUGAGAAAUUUUCAGUUAAUUUAUUUUUCGAUUACAAAAUUCAGUAUUUUCUAGAUUAAUGUACCAUUUGUACAAAUUCUUUAUUUAUUAUGUAU
Diorhabda sublineata is the source of this 573-nucleotide messenger RNA. RefSeq names its product acylphosphatase-1-like. The record is from RefSeq and is a predicted model, not a curated record. Gene Ontology annotation, molecular function: acylphosphatase activity. The transcript has 4 exons. Bases 156 to 452 code for a protein of 98 amino acids. Lineage: Eukaryota; Metazoa; Arthropoda; Insecta; Coleoptera; Chrysomelidae.